Molecule: messenger RNA, 1395 nt
Organism: Aphanomyces astaci
Lineage: Eukaryota; Oomycota; Saprolegniomycetes; Saprolegniales; Verrucalvaceae
Exons: 4
Coding region: 1-1395 (464 amino acids)
Source: RefSeq, a predicted model, not a curated record
AUGACAACCAUCACUGACGAAGACAACGACGACAUUACUGCCUACAUUCGGCAGGAGCGACAAAGAAGUCUAACUAAAGAAGAACGUCUUGACAUUCUCCGUCUUCAUGUUGAGCUUCGUUGCGACAACGUACGCAAUGCAUCUACUAAAUUUACGAUCGCACGCCUUCUUGGACGCAGCCGAAAGAUUGUUAAGGAAGUGUGGUCCGACUACUUGCGCACAAAUACGAUAAACGUUGCCACACCACCAUCGAACCAGCAUGCACGACCAACACGCAUACCAAGCACACACGCCGUGACAUCUCUCGUGCGCCAAUUCGUCCGCCCGCGCAGUAUGACCCGAGUCCGGACUGUUGCAAAGGACGUCAUGGCCGUGCUACUCGACACCGGCGUAAUACAAUGUGACGUAGACAGGCGUGUGGCAUCUUGCCUGCGGGUUGUACAACUGCACUUGGAUAGAAUGGGAUUCAAACGAGGCAAGUGCCGUGGCAAGGCGUCUUACAGUGUGUCCGCCGCGCAUGCUGCCGCCCGGGAUAUCUAUAUCAAACGAAUGACGAACUUGUCGCCCGACACACCGGCCAUGGACAGUGUUGAGGCACUCGGAAAGGGUGGCGUCACCUUCGUCAUGGAUAACGCGAAGUACCACAAGGGCUUACCUGCGGACAUCCCUCGCGGAACAUGGCGCAAGGCGGGUCUGCUGCUGGCUUGUCAACGCUAUGGAGUGGAUGUGGAGUGUCACGACUUGAAGAAGACGAUAUGGGGUCGUCUCAAACAUGUACUUUCGGCGCGUGCGGACCCAGUUGUUAUGUCGAUGGCUCGCUCCCGUGAACGCGAUGGUAUCAGUCUGAGGCGCCGCUUCCAAGGCUUGAACAACAAAACGAAGCCAACAGGGACAUCGUACUGCCCUCCCAAAAUUGAACGCGCCAAGCGCCUAUAUUGGGCUAUUGAGUCCAAGGUGGACGUGAUGGAGCUUCACGCUGCAAGUGAGCGGUCGGAUGUUGGGUCCGACGGCAACAGCCCGCAGGAAGUCUCUGAGGCUGUUGAGGAGCUUGUGGUGUCCUCUCGGAUCGGCACGGACGCAGCCGCGUUAUUGACGGUUGUAAAACAAGCCCAUGCUGUCCAUGGCUGCUCGGCGUCGCUCUUCCUAAGCUCGCCGCUGCGUCUGAAAGCGCACCGGUAUCGGGUCCUAUCAUGUCCAUUUUUCUCAAAAUGGAGUCUGAUGCUCGUGCUCGUGAAUUUGAGUGGCGAAAAGAACAGGCGGAACAGCGGGAAGCGUGGAAGCGCGAGCAGGCUGAUCAGCGUCGUCGUGAGGACGAACAACGCCGUCAAGACCUAUUGGAUCGUGAAGAUCGGGAGCGAGAAGCUCGCAAACGUGAGCACCAGCAUGAAACUCUAA